Messenger RNA from Medicago truncatula (barrel medic), 1623 nucleotides. RefSeq names its product F-box/LRR-repeat protein At4g14103. Bases 97 to 1623 code for a protein of 508 amino acids. NCBI's taxonomy places the organism in Eukaryota, Viridiplantae, Streptophyta, Magnoliopsida, Fabales, Fabaceae. Gene Ontology annotation, molecular function: protein binding. The transcript has 6 exons. The record is from RefSeq and is a predicted model, not a curated record.
UUCACCAAUUUCACCAUUUUGAUAUUUACUAUGUCGGUCAGUGUAUCAUCGCAUGUUUUAUGUAUCAUUUGUAGCCAUACUUUUUCUGUAUAGAUCAUGGGAGGCAUAUUGUCAUCUCCAGCAGGCUUACAUAAGCUCCAAAUCCAAAAACAUAACGCGGGCGAUGAGAAAGAUAUGAUCAGCAAUUUACCUGAUGAUAUUCUGCAUUAUAUUCUUUGUUUUCUCCCUAUCCAAGACGUUGUCCGAACUUCCAUAUUAGCAACAAAGUGGAGGUAUUUAUGGACCAACGUAUCCGUCAUUAACUUUGAAAUUGGUCAUGUUAAGUCAUACGAUUCAAAGUCGGUGGAUUACCUAGAUCAAGUGGACAAAAUACUUCACAAAUCUAAUUGCGUAGUAAGAAUCUGCGUUAAAACACAAGGAGGUAUCGUUGGUGUAGCUAAAGUUAGUACUUUUAUAUCUUCUGUUGUGAAGCAUAAAGUACACGAUCUUAAAAUUUCCCUAAAAUAUCUAAAAGGUACGGAUGUGUUACCCAAUAGGUUCACUGCAUCACAUACAUUAAACAAGCUGCAUUUAAAAUUUCCUCGCGCUCUAGAUAUUCCUAGUGGUAUUUCUUUUCCUGGUCUGAAAACAUUAGUAGUUUCAAAGGUUUACUUCAGAAAUGAGAAAUCGGUUGAACAACUCUUCUUAGGGUGUCCUGUUCUACAAGAGUUGACCUUGGAUAAUUGUCAUUGGAUGAAUAUAAGGGAUAUCCAUUUUGCAAUUUCUACAUUAAGGAAGUUGACCAUCUAUUCAUACCGUCGUCAUCUAGAUUAUUAUAAUCAUUCCGGCAAAUGUACAAUCACAAUUGAUGUUAAGAAUCUUUUAUCUCUAUGUUGCCAAAGCGAUCCAGAAGUAGAGUUUUUCCUUGUUAAACCAACCUCCAUAGUUGAUGCAGAUAUAGAUCUAGGGUGUUGCACUUUACCAGACAAACAUUAUUCUGGCCAAUGUGCAAUUGAGCUAUUGAGUGGAUUAAGUAGCGUAAAGUCUCUCAGCUUAUCAGAUGGAUCUCUUCAGUAUCUUGAGUAUUCAAAGGAGACUCUCCAUCAUCUUCCUUCAUUUCAAAAUUUGACACAUCUGCUUCUGAGGACUAACACUUUCACUAGUGAAGUAGUAACGGGCAUUCUUCUAAAGACUCCUAAUCUGAAAGCUCUUCAUAUUCAUACGCGAUUUGAGUCAUUCAUGGAUCUUGAAGACGACUGGACAUUACUUUCAGUGCCUUACUAUAGAUACUGGUUGACACUAUUUUGGUUAAACGUGUGUUCUAUGCGUGCGGUUUUGCUUUUGUUCAAGGAAAUUUCUGGUUUAAAGGUCAAUUUCCGCAAAAAUAUGCUUACUGGUGUCAAUGUUAAUGAUUCGUGGGAGAUGGUUAAUGCUACCGAUAAAUUGAGAUGGACUCUUGACACUGCUCAUGGAUAUUCGGUGCGAGAGGCCUACCGCUUUAUUACUAGUCAUGGGGAUCACUUGGAUAGGAAUCUCGUCGACAAUGUUUGGCAUAGGCACAUACCGUUAAGGAAACGGCGGGUCACCUAUUUUUAUCUUGCGGUAAUUCUUUUAUCUUAUGGUCGUUGGUAUCGUCUUGGAUAA